This is a messenger RNA of Aspergillus aculeatus ATCC 16872, 1116 nucleotides long. Its product is annotated as 3' exoribonuclease family protein. Gene Ontology annotation, cellular component: cytoplasmic exosome (RNase complex); nuclear exosome (RNase complex). The coding region runs from base 1 to 1116 and encodes 371 amino acids. Lineage: Eukaryota; Fungi; Ascomycota; Eurotiomycetes; Eurotiales; Aspergillaceae. The record is from RefSeq and is a predicted model, not a curated record. The transcript has 2 exons. Gene Ontology annotation, biological process: U4 snRNA 3'-end processing; nuclear mRNA surveillance; U1 snRNA 3'-end processing.
AUGGCCUCGACAGCGCCGCCCCCAGCCCUGACCCUUCCCCCCUCCCAAUUCGCCCGCCUCCAACCUCACGCCUACCUCCUCGCGCACCUCUCCCCGCCAGCGUCCAGUAACCAACCCUCCCUCCGCGCCAACGGCCGCCAGCCCGCGCAGUUCCGCCCCACCUCCGCCAACACGGGCUCCCUCACCCACACGAACGGCAGCGCCGUCGUCCGCGUCGGCGACACCACCGCCGUCUGCGGCGUGCGCGCCGAACUCCUCCCCACGAGCGACAUCGCCUCGUGGAGCGUAUCGCACGCUUCGUCCGGCGCUCACAAACGCGCGACGACCACCAAGAAUGACGCCGACGCCGACGAAGACGAAUCCCAGAUCCAAGACCUCAACCUCCUGGUGCCGAACCUCUCGCUGAGCACCGGCUGCGCGCCGGGGUUCGUGCCGGGCGCGCCGCCCUCGGCCCUCGCGCAGUCCCUCUCCCAUCAGAUUCUGGGGCUGUUGCAUAGUACCCGGUUGGUGCGGGCGGAGGAUCUGCGGGUUUGGUAUCAGGUGCCUACGUUUGGAGGGGAUGGGGAUGGGGAUAUGGAUGUUGAUAUCAAGGCGUUCUGGGUCCUGUAUAUCGAUAUCAUGAUCAUCUCGCUGGCGGGGAAUGCGUUUGACGCGGCGUGGGCGGCGGUCCUGGCGGCGUUGCGGGAUACCCGGUUGCCGCGCGCGUGGUGGGAUGCUGAUAAUGAGAUGGUCGUGUGCUCGGAGGCCGUGGCGGAGGCGACGAGGCUGUCGUUGCGGGGAUUGCCGGUUGCGAGCUCGUUCUGUGUGUUUGAGGCGGAUGCGGCGGCGGGCUGGAGGGCGGUGAUUGUGCCGGAUGCUGAGGAGGAGAAGAAGAUUGAGGAGGAUCAGCGGAGGGGUAUGCAGCGGCGAUGGAUUUUGGCGGAUCCUGAUGGGUAUGAGGAGGGGUUGAGUCAGGAGCGCGUGUGUUUGGUGGUGGACCGGGAGAUGGGGAAGACGGUGAUUGUCAAGAUGGAGAAGAAUGGUGGGUGGGCGGUGGAUGGGAGGGAGCUAAAGCAGUUGGUGGAUAUCGCUGCGGAGAGAUGGGAGAGUCUGAAGCUUAUCUUGGAGCAGUGUUGA